AUGGUAACCGAACUACCAUAUGCUCUCGAUGCCGAGACACCGCUAAAUGCCUCUGAGCUUAAUGUACUAAAAGCGCAAUAUGAGCGCGAGGGUGAGAUGGUUGGCAUCCAGACCAAGUUCAACUACGCCUGGGUAACCAUCCUACGUCUUGACCUACGAGCCAUCAUACUAACUGAAUCUCAGGGCCUCGUCAAGUCCAACCAGCGAAACGACCAGCAGCUCGGUGUGCGUCUUCUCUCGGAUAUCUUCCGCAUCUCUCCCGAACGUCGCCGCGAAUGUCUCUACUACCUUGCCCUUGGCAACUACAAGCUCGGCAACUACGGCGAAGCGCGUCGGUACAACGACCUCCUUCUUGAUAAGGAGCCUGCCAACCUUCAAGCAUCCAACCUACGCCAACUGAUUGAUGACAAGGUUGCCCGCGAGGGGCUGAUGGGUGUCGCUAUUCUGAGUGGUGUUGGUGUAGCGGCGGGUGUGGUGGGAGCAUUUAUUCUGAGGAAUGCUAGGAAGAGGUAG
This is a messenger RNA of Fusarium subglutinans, 513 nucleotides long. RefSeq names its product mitochondria fission 1. The transcript has 3 exons. The record is from RefSeq and is a predicted model, not a curated record. The coding region runs from base 1 to 513 and encodes 170 amino acids. Gene Ontology annotation, molecular function: protein binding. Gene Ontology annotation, biological process: mitochondrial fission; peroxisome fission; autophagy of mitochondrion. Gene Ontology annotation, cellular component: mitochondrial outer membrane; peroxisomal membrane. NCBI's taxonomy places the organism in Eukaryota, Fungi, Ascomycota, Sordariomycetes, Hypocreales, Nectriaceae.